GCCGAUAACACGUCCGUUAGCGGUCGGGCCAUGCACGAUUAUAAGGUCCAGUGGGUUGAAGUGCAGGUAACUUGAUCCUUGCGAAGUUCACCGGCCACCCAUGCUCUCCCUCGGUCUCGUCGUCCUCAGUGCUGCUCUCGCUACUCAUGCGAGCUGGUCUCAGCUUGCUCUUCCUCGUACUUACCCUAACAUCUCGCAAUGUGUUGACCUUCCCGUCCAGUACUCGUGCGAGAACACGACGGCAUUUGCUAGCUCUUGCUGCAACGUUGUACAAGGUGGUUUAGUUUUGCAGACGCAAUUCUGGAGCACAUACACUGGCCUUGAGAGGGAGGGUCAACUUCUUCCUGCCGGAAGCUGGACCAUUCAUGGACUUUGGCCAGACAACUGUGAUGGAUCGUACGACCAGUACUGUGACCUCUCGAGACAGUAUGACCCAAGCCCGGACCCUAGCAAGCUCCCUGAUGGUACUCCUGUACCUCCCUACAAAGGCCCUGGCGUACAGACCUUCAUUGAAGAAUUCGGUCGCGUGGAUCUUCUCGGGUAUAUGAACACGUUCUGGAUCAACCAGGGAGCACCGAAUGAAGAUUUCUGGGCUCACGAAUUCUCAAAGCAUGCUACCUGCACGUCCACCUUCGACACUGCUUGCUACGGAUCAGAUUAUAAGGAGCACAUGGAGGUUGUCAACUUCUAUGAGACGGUGACCAAGGUCUUCCAGAUGUAUCCAACAUACAAUAUGUUCGCUGCAUCAGGAGUUCUGCCGUCCAAUAAGACGACCUAUAGUCUUACUCAGCUGCAGAGCGCCCUCCGUUCCCAAACAGGGGCCACUCCUUACGUUGGGUGCUCUGGGAAUGGAACUGUCCUCGAUGAGGUCUGGUACUUCCACCACGUUCUUGGCACGGAACAAUACGGCCACUUCAAGACUCUACACAGCACGACGAACUCGACUUGCAACGAGAGCGGCAUCUGGUACUACGAGCGUACUCCUACGUCCGAACGCCCGGUUUCCUAUUAAAGGUCACUAGGGCGUGAUGAGUGCUGCAGCAUCAGCUAUCUUUACCAAAAGCUAGUAUGCCCUUUAUACCACAUACAUAAUGCACAGACUGGGGCCAGUACCAGUGGUCGAUCUGCGUGGGGCUGAAUAAAGACUCGAUAAUCU
Molecule: messenger RNA, 1156 nt
Organism: Coniophora puteana RWD-64-598 SS2
Lineage: Eukaryota; Fungi; Basidiomycota; Agaricomycetes; Boletales; Coniophoraceae
Product: ribonuclease T2
Exons: 6
Coding region: 101-1012 (303 amino acids)
Biological process (GO): RNA catabolic process
Cellular component (GO): extracellular region
Molecular function (GO): RNA binding; ribonuclease T2 activity
Source: RefSeq, a predicted model, not a curated record